AUGGCGCACCCGCCGAUACCAAGCCUCUCGAUGCCGCCGCGCUUCGUAAUCGAACUCGACCGCACCGACCCCGAUGUUCCCUUCCGCGCCUCGCAGUCACACAUUCAUCACACGUGGGCGCGUACCUUCCACUCUAGGCCCGAGCUCUACCUUCGCCCACAAAGCAUCCCCGAGAUACAAAAGAUAGUGACGCUCGCGCGGCGCAUGCGAAGACGCGUAGUAACUGUGGGAUGUGGACAUUCGCCAUCGGAAAUAACAUGUACCUCGGCAUGGAUGGUGAACUUGGAUGACUUCAAGAAAGUGCUGUCUGUGAGCGAGAAGGAGAAAUGUAUGACGGUGCAGGCUGGUAUACGGAUGCAUGAUCUCAAUCUGCAGGCGAAAUCCUUCGGGUUGACGAUGCCGAAUCUGGGAUCGAUUGACGAGCAGAGUCUUGCUGGGGCGAUUGGGACCGCGACGCAUGGUAGCUCCAUGAGCCAUGGUCUACUUUCUGAUCGCGUGAGGAGCCUGAGGAUCUUAUUGGCAAACGGACAGGUGGUCAAGUGCUCGCCGACUCAGUCGCCAGAUCUGUUCCGUGCGGCCCUCGUAUCGCUAGGCGCAUUGGGUAUAAUCGUCGAGAUCGAGUUUGAAAUGAUCGAGGCCAGUGACAUCGAGUGGAAGCAGACCAUACUCCCCAUUGAAGACGUGCUAGCCGACUGGGAAAAUGGACUGUGGACUUCCAAUGAGUUUGUGCGAGUAUGGUGGAUGCCCUACAUGAAGCGCGCAAUCGUCUGGCGUGCCGACAAAACCACCAAGCCCCAUAAGAAGCCCGCAUACAACUGGUACGGCGGCAGCAUCGGAUACCACACCUACCACAUUCUUCUCUGGAUCAGCCAAUUUGUCCCGCGCAUUCUGCCCUGGGUAGAACGGUUCGUUUUCGGCAUGCAAUACGGUUUCAAGGACGGUACCACCAUCUCUGCGAUCGGCGAGCAGCGCAACGAACUACUCAUGAACUGCUUGUACUCGCAAUUCGUUAAUGAAUGGUCCAUCCCGCUUGAUAAAGGUCCUGAGGCGCUCUCCCGUUUGACAGACUGGCUACAUGGCGACGAGCAAUCGUCUGGCAUUCCGUUCAGCACCAAAGGCCUAUACGUCCACUCGCCUAUCGAAGUCCGCGUCGCAAACACCCAAGGCCGUGAACCUCGUCCAUACCUCGACACAAGCUACCCCGACAAGCCCGCUCUUUACCUCAACGCCACGCUGUACCGUCCAUACAACCAGGACCCACCUUGUCGCGAGCGCUACUACCAGGCGUUCGAGCACUUAAUGAAAGAAUACAAUGGUCGGCCGCACUGGGCUAAGAACUUCGAAAAUGUCGACUACGCUUAUCUUUCGAAGACGUAUGGCGCGGAUCUGGAUGAGUACAAUCGAGUGCGCAACGAAGUCGAUCCGGAGGGUAUGUUCAUUGGCGCAUGGCAUCGACGCACCAUAUUGCCACCGAAAACAACUCAGCCCUUGUAUCCACUCGAAGAGAAAGAAGUCGUCCGUCGUGAUCGCAGGAGUGGUGGUGUAGACUGGAUCGGCGAGCAGGCAAGGUGGUGGGAUGGCGGUGUUGAUGUUUUUGAGAAGACGAAUGGCAGUGAAAGUGGCGAGAGCUUCGAUUUGAUGGCGGAGGCGGAGGCGAGUGUCUUGUUGGAGGAUCGGACGGAUGUGCAGAUGUUCAGGUCGGAAGACUUUGGGGAUGAGAGGAGGAGGAGAGAGGGGACCCAGGAGUUCGUUACAGGGACGAGCGUGUUCGAUAAGAUGUAGGUUGGUGGAGUGUAGGUGUCUGGACGGCUUAUUGGCGGUGUCUUGAGGCUGGGCGAGGUCGUUGUCGUUGUCGGAGACGUCCAUUGCUGCGGAUCCAACGGUAGCACCGUGAUUUCCUCAAUCUCCACACUCAAAAUGCACGGUUUAUCUGCUUCACAAAA
Parastagonospora nodorum SN15 is the source of this 1943-nucleotide messenger RNA. RefSeq lists its product as hypothetical. The transcript has a single exon. NCBI's taxonomy places the organism in Eukaryota, Fungi, Ascomycota, Dothideomycetes, Pleosporales, Phaeosphaeriaceae. Bases 1 to 1782 code for a protein of 593 amino acids. The record is from RefSeq and is a predicted model, not a curated record. Gene Ontology annotation, molecular function: FAD binding; D-arabinono-1,4-lactone oxidase activity. Gene Ontology annotation, cellular component: membrane; mitochondrion.